UUGGCUUACAUUGAAUGGUUCACACCAUUCAGGGAGCCAGACCCCUUCUCUGGCCUGCUUCAGGUAUCUCGUUCGACUCGACGACUGCAUCGAAAUGCAGCCGUGAUUCAUGUCGACGAAAUUCUUCGCCCAUGUCACCUAAUACCAAGGAUGGGACAA
Suillus subalutaceus is the source of this 159-nucleotide messenger RNA. RefSeq lists its product as uncharacterized. The annotation marks the transcript as partial. Lineage: Eukaryota; Fungi; Basidiomycota; Agaricomycetes; Boletales; Suillaceae. The transcript has a single exon. The record is from RefSeq and is a predicted model, not a curated record.